GGUUUUAAAUUUAGAAGUAAUUCAAUAUGGCUGCCUCCAUGGAAUCGCAUGCGAAAGGGAAACAAAAAGUGAUCAAAAGUGUGUCAAAGACGUCCAAUGAGAAAAGAUUGAUCGUUAUUUUGGAAAAAUCAUCUUUGGAGUCGGUAAAGGUUGGAAAGCAGUUUGAGUUGAUAAACUGUGACAAACAUAAGCAGAUCGCCAAGAAGAGCGGAAGAGACAUUGCCCAAUGUCGGCCAGAUAUCACACAUCAGUGUUUACUGAUGUUGAUGGACAGUCCCCUCAAUCGAGCGGGACUGCUACAGGUCUAUAUCCACACAGAGAAAAAUGUCCUCAUAGAAAUCAACCCACAGACAAGAAUUCCUCGCACGUUUGACAGGUUCUGCGGACUGAUGGUACAGUUACUACGGAAACUCAGCAUCCAUGCAGCUGAUGGCCCUCAGAAAUUACUCAAGGUGAUAAAAAACCCAGUGACUGACCAUUUACCGAUUGGCUGUCAAAAGAUUGGGACAUCCUUCAGCGCUGAAGUGUGCCCUGACCUUAAAGAGAUUAUCCCUGCUGAUGAACCUGUAGUGUUUGUAAUCGGAGCAAUGGCACACGGCAAGAUCGAUGUGCCAUACACCGAAACAACUGUGUCGUUCAGUAACUACCCACUUUCUGCAGCACUUGCAUGUGCCAAGUUAUGUAAUGCUUGUGAGGAGAAAUGGAAUAUCAAAUAAACAUCAUGUCUCUCUA
Pecten maximus is the source of this 732-nucleotide messenger RNA. Its product is annotated as ribosomal RNA small subunit methyltransferase NEP1-like. The transcript has 6 exons. Gene Ontology annotation, cellular component: nucleolus; small-subunit processome. Gene Ontology annotation, molecular function: rRNA binding; rRNA (pseudouridine) methyltransferase activity. NCBI's taxonomy places the organism in Eukaryota, Metazoa, Mollusca, Bivalvia, Pectinida, Pectinidae. The record is from RefSeq and is a predicted model, not a curated record. Bases 27 to 716 code for a protein of 229 amino acids. Gene Ontology annotation, biological process: rRNA base methylation.